This is a messenger RNA of Paramecium sonneborni, 2204 nucleotides long. NCBI's taxonomy places the organism in Eukaryota, Ciliophora, Oligohymenophorea, Peniculida, Parameciidae. The record is from the annotation of a GenBank genome assembly.
AUGAAUUAAAUUACAAAAUAUAUAUAGACAUUUCCCUCCAUAGAUUAUGGAGAAUAAUAAAAAGACAUAGAUGAAGAGAAUAGCAAAAUAUGGUUAUAUUCUUUAUAGAAUGAAUUUCGAUUAUAUUAAUUUACAAUAGUUUAAUCAACAUUUUAUUACAAUACAUUAGUUUGUUUGCCAACAGGUUUAGGAAAGACUUUUAUAGCAUCAAUGGCAAUAAUAAAUUUUAGUAGAUGGUUUCCAAAAGGUAAAAUAUUCUUUUUGGCACCAACACGACCCUUAGUAUCAUAAUAACAUGAAGCAAUGAAAAGAUUUGGAAUAGAUGGCAAAUUAUCAAAGAAUGAUAGAACAUAUUAAUCAUAAAUAUAUUUUUCAACACCCUAGACACUUGAAAAUGAUUUAAAUGAAGAAUUAAUUCAAAAUAUAGUUUUAGUAGUAUUAGAUGAAGCUCAUAAAGGAGUAGGAGAUUAUGCUUAUACAAAUAUAGUUAAAAGAUUAUUGUAUAACACAAGAAUAAUAGCAUUAAGUGCAACUCCUGGUAAUAACCUUGAAUAAAUUUAAACAGUAGUAGCUAAUUUAAGAAUUUCUAAGAUAGAAGUAUAUUAUGAAUAAAUUGGUUCAUUAGUUAAGAGAUGAGAAUGAUCCAGAAGUUGUUCCUUAUUUAAAAUUUAAAUCUGUGGAAAAGGUUGUAGUAUCAUUCGAUAAUUGUCAAAUUUUAGAUGAUCUUAAUAAAUAAAUGUAGCCCUUAUUAAACAUCAUAUUAAGUUUUGGAAUUCUACCUGUAGAAUUAAUUAGAGUUUGUUCGAGAGCAGACAUAUUUAGUUACGGAGCUUGUUUUAAACUUCGAGAAUUUAUUACGAAUUCUUAAUUGUAAUUUUAAAUUGGACAAUUAAAUUCAAAUAAAGUUUUUGAACAUUUAUCACAUCUAUAUAAAUUAUCUUAUGCUAAAAAAAUAUUAUUAGAAUAAGGAAUUCAACCAUAUGUUAGAUAUAUGGAAUUAGAUGACAUUGAAGAAGUGCAUCCUAAAAUUUAUAAAUUAAAAGAAAUAUUUAAAAAUCAUUUUACAAACAAUCAAUCUAAAGUUAUUGUUUUUACAAAUAGUAGAGAUAAUGCUUAAUUAUUAUGUAAUCAUAUUAAUUAAGUUGAAAAUGUUAAAGCUUCUAUUUUCGUUGGAUAGGCUAGUUCUAAAAAUUAAGCAGGAAUGAAAUAAAAAGAAUAAUUAUAAGUUAUUGAUGUAUAAUUUUAUUAUUAAUUAGAAAUUUAAAAAAGAAUUAAAUGUACUUGUUGCUACAUGUAUAGCUGAAGAAGGUUUAGAUAUUGGAGAAGUUGAUUUAAUCAUAUGUUAUGAUAGUGGUUUCAGUCCUAUAAGAAUGAUACAAAGAAUGGGUAGAACUGGUAGAAAAAGAGAUGGAAGAAUUAUUGUCUUAUUAACUGAAGGUAAAGAAGCUGCUGAUUAUGAAAAAUCUGUUAAUAAAUACUCUAAAUUAAUUAAAGAACUUAAAGAAUUUAAUAUUAAUUUAUAUUCUAGCAAUCCAAGAAUAUUAUAAUCUUAACCUGAAAUUUAAUUUAUUGAUGGAGAUAUUAAUUAAAUCUAAAUUAAAAUCAAAUAAUAACAUUCUAUUCAAAUUAAUAAUUAAGAUCUUAAAAUUAAAAAAAAAAGUAAUAAAAAAAUUGAUUAACAAGAAACUAAAUAAAUUAAAAUUGAAAAAUUCUUUACAAAAAAUAUUAAGCAAAUCUAAGAAGAAACUGUAGAAUAAUCAUCUACUAUCUAAUAAUAACCAUAUCAACCUUUACUAUUAACAUCCAAUUCUAUUACUAAACCAAAAAAAGUUUAAGUUAAAAAAAUAUAAUUAGGUAAUAUAGAUUAAUUCAUUAAACCAAAAGAAUAAGAAGAUAAAGCUUAAAAUAAAAAAUUAUAAAUUAAGUUGCAAUCAAAAUAAGUUUUUCUUGAAGAUAAAUUUACCAUCUAAACUAAAACAAAACCUAUUUUAUAAGAUGAAGAAAACUUAACUCUCUCAAAUUUAGAAUAAUUUAACGAAUUCCUAAAGUAAAAAUAGAAUUUCUAUUCUGAUUAAACUUCUGAUACUAUGUUCUAAUUUUUAGAUAAAUUAGAUUUUGAAAAAAUUAAUUUAAAUAGUCAAAAUACAAACGAAUAUGAUGAUUUAGAUUUAUCAAAAAUAGCAGAAGAAUUUUAAUCUAAUUGA